AUGGGGAUAUCCAUCAUGAGGUUAAUUGCACAGCCAAUCUUUGAAGCCACGUGGAAAGGAAUCAGCAUCAUCAUCCCCCCCAAGAUCAUUCACCACCGACGCCACUUAAUCAUUGAUCCUCUUGGUAUAAUCACUGCCCCGAUUAGUUCAGCCCCUCUGUUCUUCAACCUUCUUCAGCCUGCUUGCGGCUUGAACUACUGCAGGCAAUCACAAGGAUUCGAUAGGAAGUCUCAAAAUCACUGGCAUAUGAUGUGUGCCUGGCUGGAGCCACCUCACCUCCUCACGUGCAAGGCUGAAGGAAGGCUGAAAGAGCGCCAAGUCAAGCCAUUGGCUCACAACUCGCAGUUGCGCGAUUCUCAGAUCAAGGUGAGAAAUAGCCAUUCACGUCCCCUUCUGUUACUCAUCGAGUUACGGUGCCUCUCUUCGUCACCUUCAUUUUCUCAGCAGCGACUCUCGGCUCCCAUCCUCAAGGUACACUCGAAUCCAAAUCCCGAGUUCUUCUCCUCUCGCGACCCACAAUAUCAUCACCUUCGCCUAAGGAACUCGUCUGAUUACCUCGACCGGAGCACGAUGGAUGGCGAGGCCAAGAUUCCAAAUCUCUCUCUCCCUCAAUGCCCCGAUACCUUUUCUCUGCCACCGUUUUCACUUCCCGUUUACCGUUCCUGGAUUCUUUGCUCCAUUCAUUCUCUACCCCCCCUGGCUUCGAAGAAAACUUCAGUUAAACAGUUGACGGAGGCAACGCCACGCGAUACCCCGAGGCUUAAAUUUGAGAAGGCAGUUAGCACCAAAUUGCCUUCCUCUUGGGAGCAACGCCAUGCCCGGGAGAAAAUGGACCAACUAAUCCAGCAUCCUUUAUGGAAUGUUAAUAUUAUUCGCCGUAAUAGGCUAGAUCUCUCUUACUUCAUUGGUCAUAACGGAGAGGUUGUUAUUCUUCAAGUCUGGAAACUCCUGGUCAGCCCGGACUGGGCCAUUACCAUGUGCAUGUGGCCCACAUCCGGUACCCCAUAUUCGACCAAGCAAGGCUUUCUGCAUAUACAUGUCAGUGGCCCUCACAGUCGCUCCGACCUGGUCAUUCCUAAUGGAGAGAUUACCAUUCCACAUGUCUUAGAACUUCUAGUCUGGGAUGUGUGCUCAAUGCUAGGAAUUCCGCAUCCAUUGACGUUAAAACGUCCAUUUCCGCGCCCACUUCUAUCCUCAAUGGGCUUUUCUUCGCCUCCGCCUUUAAAAGGUUCUCGGCAGCGCAAGCGCAAGCCGCUCUUCAAGCGUAAAAAGCGCGGAGAAAUCUCACGGUUCCUCAAAUGGGCCGGCAACAUCUCGCGCUCAUCAAGUAUGAGAUUUACCAAAUCCGACACUUCCUUAAUCCCUCAUAUUUCUAGUAUCUUCAGCCUUUUCCAGACUUCUGGACGGUCUUAUCUCGCGGAAAGACCCUAUAAAUACUCAUCAGCACUGUCGACCUACGAUCUGAUAAAGUUGGAGAGUAGUUCAAACUUCGAUGAAGUUCCCAACUCACGAAUGCUAGACAACAAGGUCGGAGACUCAAGCCCACUCAUUUACUACGCAACGAAUAGUCAUAGUGCUUCCGGCAGUUUGGCUCCAAAAUACGACGAUGAAGAAUCAUCCGAGGAGGAAUCUCUUUCGCGGCUCUCUUCUAUAAGCAGCUUCCCGAGUGGGGACGAUUCGAGCCAAUCUUCCAUCAGUCAAAACUCCCGUAGAGAAUACCCCUCUUCCCACAGCUCAUCAAACUUCUCUUUCUCAAGCCAAGACUCCUCUAGCUUGGUUUCUUCAGAUGCCGGAGAGGAGUCAUCCGGUGAAUUCCUCGCGGACUCUUUGUCAUCGUCGAAGUCCAGGUUCAUUGACAAGUUAAUGAAGGAAUUCCAUGUCAUUCUCUACUCUUCGCCAGACUUGCGCACUUGCACUGGAACACAAAGUGGUUCGAAUGACAGCGCAACUGCAGCAAUUCCGCAAAGUACACUUCAACCGAACGAAAGCGGCGCGGGGAAAGGUUCAUCGACAGAACACAGGAAAGGUUGGCAGAAGGAUGAAGAUGGCGGUGACCAGGACGAUGGAGAUUCCCAGAGGCGCCGGAAUAAGACAAACAAUGUCCCAGAUGCUGAGCCAGCACCUAUUGUCCGUUUCGCUUGCCCCUUCUUUAAACAUAGCCCUCGGUUCAAAGGCGUUCACCGAAUGAAGGAACAUCUUUACAGGUGCCAUGUCUCGAUCUACUGCAGAAGGUGCCAUAAAAUCUUUCAAACCGAAGAUGAAUUAGAAAACCAUCAGAGGCUUCCCCAGCCGUGUAUGGUCAGCUCGAAUUCAUCUCCCCAGGGGCUCAGUGUAACCCAAAUAGCCCGCCUCAAGAGCAAAAAAAGGUUUGGCUCAGAGAAAACCGAAGAAGAGAGAUGGAGAGCAGUGUAUCACUUUUUGUUCCCAAGCGUGCCCGUGAUGUCGGUUUCUCCUUAUUGCGAUGACCUCGUCGAGCCGCUGGAAGGAAGCGAGCUCGAUGACUUCGAAAUUUUCUCAAGACGUGAGUUUCCCCGUAGGGUACGGCAAAGGCUUGAAUCGCUCUGUGAGAGAUUGGAGAUCGAAGAGGCUCUGAGGGAAGAGUUGGCCCAAAUCGCGAGUCAAUGUCGCGAAGAGAUCUUUUCGGAGUUCCAACAGCAACAAAAUGAGCUUCCAGCGCCGCCUGUGGGACGAGCUCGGUAUAGAUGUCGCCCCGCCGGACCAAAGAUGAACCUCCAACCUUUAGAUGAUGGAGACGCGGAUUCUCACCUCCGACCAUGUAAGCGCCGCUCUGAGACGCUGGACUGUUCAAUAAUCCAGGCUCCCCAAAAUAUGUGCGUAGAUGAGCUUCCUAACGGACCACCACUUGGAUAUUCCGCAGCAUCAUUCCCGAUCCCAUCCCCAACUUUCAAUAUGCGCUAUCCGGCAGGCCGCCAAACCCAACGUCCCCACCGAGCCACCCUUUUCUCAGAUCUUUCCCAUUUAUCGGCAAUCUCGUCUUCGAGAACAGUGGAAAACCGAAACAGCAAUUUGCCACUGGACGAACUGCUAAACCUUCUACCAACAACCGAUUCGUUCACAUGGGAGAAUCAAGAGCUGGCACCUCUUAAUGACCCUACUUUCAGAUUUAACGACACCAUUGAUCAGCCAAAUAUGAGUCCCUCUGACACCUCCGACGUGAGACUCGGGUUUAGUUCGGGCCCCAUGGAUCCCAAUCCUGAAAUGCUCACGGAAUCCGAUUACAUAAUGCAGGGUGAAGACGCUUUGGGGAGACCCAUAAUACAUGUUGAGUUGAUGCUGGCUUCUUAUCGCGAUCGAAUCGUCUAUACUCCAUGCCGGAUUUACGUAAUAAACCUUUUUUUGAAUGGAAUGUUAAGGCUUCCUCCUUUCCCUGUAAUAUCACAUUGGAGAAUAUUUUCAAUUUUCUUCAUACACCUGGCGGCUGAUCUCCUGCUGUGCCUUCAUAGUUUAUCGAAUGAAUAUUCCCUCAUCCCCCUAACGCAAGAAAUAAUUAUAUCCUCUGAGAAGCUCGGUUUACUUGUUGAUAUCCACGUCUGGAAUGGUUUCGUGGUUGUUAGGCAACGCAAAGACGAACUCACACGGUCCACCCGACUUACCCCUGAUUCGAACCCUGGCUUAAAAAAUGGCGAAUUCAGAUAA
Messenger RNA from Lindgomyces ingoldianus, 3657 nucleotides. RefSeq lists its product as uncharacterized. The record is from RefSeq and is a predicted model, not a curated record. Lineage: Eukaryota; Fungi; Ascomycota; Dothideomycetes; Pleosporales; Lindgomycetaceae. Bases 1 to 3657 code for a protein of 1218 amino acids. The transcript is spliced from 14 exons.